AAGUAAAGCACUAGCCCAAAAUCUCUCCUCUCCGUCAAUUCUUCACUUUCUCAAGAACCAAAACAAUGAGGGACGAAGAAAGUCGCCGGAAGAGAACCAGGUGCCUGGCAUGCAUUGCUUUCGGAGUCAUAGCGCAGACGAUUAUCAUUGUCCUCUUCGUGGUGAUAGUCAUGCGCGUCAAGACCCCGAAAGUCCGUUUAGAAUCCGUCGGGGUUACCACUCUCACCACAAGAAACUCCUCCUUCAAAGCUGAUCUCGACGCGCUUGUCACAGUCAAGAACAAGAACUUCGGACACUACAAGUUCGACAGCGCCAAGGCGACUUUCAGCUACAAAGGCACUGACAUCGGAGAGGGCACCAUAUCAAAGGACAAAGCCAAGGCGAAUAAGACCAAGAAGAUCAAUGUGACGCUGUCGUUAAACUCGAACAAGAUCACGGCUAGCGAUAUUAGCUCCGGGAAUGUAACACUGACGGCGUAUGCUAAGUUGGACGGUAAGGUUCAUCUUCUGAACAUUAUCAAGAAGAAGAAGUCUUCCGAGUUGAACUGCACCAUACAUGUGGAUACUAAGGCCAAAGCGGUACAUGUUUUGAGUUGCAAGUGAUUGAAAUCAAAUUAAUUAAUCCGGCCUUCAUUUUUUUUUUGUAAUUUUUUUCUUAUCACUUUUCUGGAUUUGAAGUUUGGGUGUUGUUAUUGAAUAUGACUGAAUUGUUUGGCUAAUGUGUUCAUGGGAGGGAAGUGUCUGUAAUUGUGUAUGUUAAAAGCUGUGUAGUUUCGUUUUACAUAAAUAU
Argentina anserina (silverweed cinquefoil) is the source of this 789-nucleotide messenger RNA. Its product is annotated as late embryogenesis abundant protein At1g64065-like. Bases 66 to 602 code for a protein of 178 amino acids. The record is from RefSeq and is a predicted model, not a curated record. NCBI's taxonomy places the organism in Eukaryota, Viridiplantae, Streptophyta, Magnoliopsida, Rosales, Rosaceae. The transcript has a single exon.